GCGGCAGGAGCUGAGCAGCAGCAGCGAGAAAUGUGUGGGUCUGGACCCCAGGGGCCCGGAUCUGGUGAUCACCUCCAGUCGCGUCGCUAAUGCUCCUAGUGGGGGACAGAGCCAAGGUGACAGUUGUGCGAGAGAUGACGUAAGCAUGGGAACAUGUUGUACCAGGAGGACUGUGUGUGACUAAAAUUAACGAAGUCUGAAGAAACAGUGAAAGUGCAAUCCUUUGCCAGUGGUGGCCCUGGUGCUGCACAGCUUUGCUGGGCAUGGAGGCAGAUGGCUUGAAGUGGCUGGUGGUUCCAAUGCACCAGCUGGUUUCCUGGGGUGCAGCUGGUGCAAUGGUAUUUGGAGGUGUGGUGCCAUAUAUCCCCCAGUACAGAGACAUCAAAAGAACACAGAAUGCAGAGGGCUUUUCAACCUACGUGUGUCUAGUAUUAUUAGUAGCAAAUAUUUUGAGAAUACUCUUUUGGUUUGGAAGGCAUUUUGAGUCCCCUCUUCUGUGGCAAAGCAUUAUCAUGAUCAUUACCAUGUUACUGAUGCUGAAACUAUGCACUGAAGUACGUGUGUCAAAUGAACUGAACAUAAAACGUCGCUCCUUUUCAGCUGCAGAUAGUAAAGAUGAAGAAUUCAAAGCACCUCCCAAGAGAUCCUAUCUGGAUUUUGACUUGAACUAUUUUUGGCACUGGAGCAAGUUUACAGACUACGUGCAGUGUGUUCUGACUUUCACGGGGGUGACAGGAUACAUUACUUACCUCUCUCUUGACUCAUUUCUCUUUGUGGAAACACUGGGCUUCCUUGCUGUGUUCACUGAGGCCAUGUUAGGCGUACCACAGCUUUACCGUAACUACCAGAACAGGUCGACAGAAGGAAUGAGUGUCAAGAUGGUGCUGAUGUGGACCAGUGGUGAUACCUUCAAGACUUUUUACUUUAUUCUGAACCAGGCUCCUUUCCAGUUCUCCAUAUGCGGUCUCCUCCAGGUGUUUGUGGACAUGGCCAUCCUCCUACAGGUUUACUUCUACAGUUAUUACCCUCAGAAGCCAGCAUCACACACUACACACCCAGCCAGUACAAAGGCGCUCUGAAGCACAGUGGUGACGGUUACAGGUCAACAGUGUUUUGAAGCCUGCUUGUGCAGCUUUUCUGCUUGUAAAUACUCUUUUGAUGAGUUGAAAACAGAAGAGAGAAGAAUGCUCGCAAAUAUAAGAAGUUUUUUUUUUAAAUGGUUUGCCUCUGGCUUCAGAUUCAUUAUAUAGAAUAUGUUUUUUCAGGGGAGGGGGGGUUAGACAGUCUUUAUUUUUUGCAUACAUACCUAUGAGCCUUAUAAAUUCACACGUGAGUGCGCGUGUGUAUGUGUGUACCUACGUACGUAUAAUUGCAAGGGCUGGAUGUUUGUGUUUUUAAUGCUAUUUAAAGAAAUGUUAAACCACAGAGAUGAUAGAAUAUUUUGUCUGACGCUUUUACCUAUUUAUAUAAAGUGUGUACAUUGAAAUUGAGUUUGAAAUAUCAGAGUUAGAGAUUUCAAGUGAUGUAUGAAGACACUGUCAAGGUUUCAAAAAAAGAUGGGUGUAGUGGAGCAGGAAGGUGGAAACAGAGAAAGGGACUGUGAAGGGAAGCCAGUGUAAAAUGGAAAUGUACAGGUUGUGCACAUACUCACACUGCUGGAUCAGUGUGGCAGUGAAUGGAUCAAAGUGAGGGUUAGUUUCAGGGAGGUUAUGGUGUGGAUGAUGUGGUGAAAUCUAAAACAGACAUAGUUUAGUUACCAGGUGGGAUGAAGGAAGAAUUAUGGGGAGGCGGAGAAGAGUCUAACAUAGUAGUCUUGCUUCCUGUACUGGAGUACACAACUGGGCCACUGAUGGUGCAUGACUCAGAGUGGUUUACUGGGGUGCCUACAACAGGGCUGAAGGGGGCAAGUAGAUGGGCAUUGCCAGGCGCACCAGUGAUAAAUUUCUAAGCAGUGGUUGAGAAAUAGGGAAAGUCAGGAAUAAAGUUGUGGCAAUGAAAAUGGGUAAGGUUUGGCAUGGAGAACACUGUGAGAAGUAAAGUAGUAAUCUAGAGAGAAAGGCCUGCUUUCUAAAAAUGUAGUUAGUUGAAUAUUGAGAUUCACAUUAGUAUUACGGAAUGCCAUGUGAGACCUGUCUGUGCACUGGAGUGGUUUGGGGGGUUUUUUUUGGUUAGCCAAAUAGGCAAAUGCUAAAAAGGAAUAGGCAUAAAGAGAAGAAUAAUUCUUUUUCUGCUAUUUAAGAUCUUCCAGACUGUUUACUUUGAGAAAGAUGGGUAAUAGCCAGAAGAGAAAGUGAGAAGGUUGGAGGGGCAUAUCAUGUUAUAUAUAAACUAUAAGUUGUAUAUAAUUGUAUGUUUGCCAAUAUCAGUCAUUGUGCCCUUUCUGAGAACUGGAAUUUCUCUGGCAACACUAAGUGGAAUACAGUUUUAGUGUUCUGUUAUUAAGCCCUUUGGCUUCAGCCAUUUGCCAUAAUGAGCCUUUCUUGACCUGUAGGAGAUGAACGCAGAAUGAUUACAGAGUCUCAAACAGUUUGUGCUGCUGCCUUCUUUAUGAGACUCAUUCUUUCCUGCCAGAUAAACACUGCCUUCCUGCAGAUACUGGUGUUUAGGGCAGCGUGAGCUUUCCACUGAGACAUUUUGGUUUCUAAAAAAGUUCCAGAAAGGAGAAAGGCAACACGUUUGGGAUAGCACCUCAUCUGUUUUCAAUCAGGUAUGCUCACUUAACUUGCUGUAUUUGGCUCUGCCAGGCUUUAGGUAUGGGCCAUCUUUAAUAGAGUUGGAGGUGAUAGUCUUGUGAAGAAGAAAAAAAGCAUGUAGUCACAAUGCAGCAAAUUCUAUCAGGGAUGUUUGUUUUAGGAUAAUUGACACCAAGUUGUCCUUUGCUAUUGUGCUUUAGCUUUCUUUGUUUCUGUAUUCUUGUCAGUCUACAUUAAAUCCCACAGUGGCUGGCUUGACCUCUGGGAGCCCACUCCCUGUGCAUUUUGUGAAGUAGAUGUCCUCUGCUUCUAGGAGCCAAAUCCUGCCUCAGUGGCAAAAUUUUCAUUAUCUUCAGUGGGAUCAGGAUUGGGCUGUGUGGGCGGGGCAUGAGCCAAGCACAGUAUUGUAUGUGCCCCCUGCACACCGGGGGUUCUAUAGAGCAGAUCAUGUCCCAGGAUGGCUGGGGUGGCAAGCGAUGCUGGGUGCAAAGAAGAUUGGCACGUCCCAAAAGUAACAGUUAGGAACCUCUCUGUUGGUAUCUGCAGGGGACUACCUGGGCCGUUGGCAAAUCUCCAUAAAUAAACCAAAACUCAGGAAAGUUUCUCAAUCUGAGGGCCUGGCAUGGAGUGCUACAGUCAAACUCUAACUCCAUACUUUUUGUUUGACACCAUGCUCUUUUAUGCCUGAAGUGACCUUACUAAGACGAUGGAUGUGGCAUGGCAGAUGAUGAAUGUUUUAUUCCUCUCCCUUUCUCAAAUGUUCUGGUGUUACAAGAACAUCUGGGCUUCUCUCUUUUUAAUUAAAAAAUGUCACGACUGUCAUUUCUGGUGUACGCUGCUUCAAUGGGAUUGUAUUUCUACAUGUAUGCAAACACUUUCUGACACGUUUUAAUGGGUUGGUUUUUAAUAACUUGUAGUACUAAGAUUUUUGUACCUGGUGGUCUUUUUUUUUUCUUCUAUUGUUGUAUGAAACAAUAGGGGCGUGGUUGUUAAGUGGCUGCUAAGAAAUAGUUCUGAAGCUCUCUUGGCUUUGUGGUAAAAGUAUUGUUGAAGAUAAAAUGAACUUGUUUUUUUCCUUUCUUGUGUUGGGACUCUUUAGUGUGCAGAUUCUCAACAGUCUGCUGUCACUACCAAAAACAGUAUGCUCUAGGCUCAUGUUUCUUUCAUGCCAGAGCUGCAAAUGCCGGAAGAGAAGCCAGUGGACUAGUGGCUAAAGUCAUUUUCUAUUUAGAGCAUUCAAAAAGCUGGGAUACUUGGCUAGAAACUCUCCUGGACUUUACCUUGAAAAAUGCUUUAAAAGCAACGUUACAGAACUUUUUAUACAUAAGGAAUUAUCUGUAGCAGUGAUCACCUCAGAGAAUGAAAAAAUCAAUGACUUUAAAUAUAUCUUUGUUGAAUGUAUGGCACAUUUUAUGGAGCUCUCAUUCUCUGUCAAUUCCAGUGAUUUAAAAACAAUUAAAUAAAACAUUUAUGCAUAGAUUCAGUGUUUUAUAUUCUGUUCAUAUGUAAGAAAGGAAUUUUAUUAAAGGUUUUUGUAUUGCUUAUCUGGUCUGGGGCCUUGUCCUCAUAAUUGUUCCUACAAAAGGCUACCCGGCUAUGGUUGCUAUAGAAGUAAUCAUGAAGCAUACAAUGUCCUAAGAUUAAAGCCUAGGACUAGGCUUCAGAAUAUCUGGGUUUUAGGGUAUAUAAAAUUAAUUAUUUUGGGGGGCGAGGGAAAAUAAAAAUAAUCAGAUUUUUACAAAAAUUGAAUAGGAUUGUCUGCCUUUGUUUAAAUGAUGAUGAGCUAUCUUUUUAAAAAUAAACCUGUUUAAAAUGAAAAUUGAAUUGAAUACAAAAUAUGUUAAGGCUUGUAAUCUCUUAAAACAUUUAAAUAAAGAAUAAAUAAGCUGAA
Messenger RNA from Pelodiscus sinensis (Chinese soft-shelled turtle), 4584 nucleotides. It is a transcript of the gene SLC66A2, whose product is annotated as solute carrier family 66 member 2. Lineage: Eukaryota; Metazoa; Chordata; Testudines; Trionychidae. Gene Ontology annotation, biological process: phospholipid translocation; retrograde transport, endosome to Golgi. Gene Ontology annotation, cellular component: trans-Golgi network; endosome. The record is from RefSeq and is a predicted model, not a curated record.